Homarus americanus (American lobster) is the source of this 1300-nucleotide messenger RNA. RefSeq names its product cell wall protein DAN4-like. The coding region runs from base 208 to 873 and encodes 221 amino acids. The record is from RefSeq and is a predicted model, not a curated record. Lineage: Eukaryota; Metazoa; Arthropoda; Malacostraca; Decapoda; Nephropidae. The transcript is spliced from 3 exons.
ACCUCACCAGCACCAACAGCAGCAGCAGCUCAAGUUGUGCAUGUGACUGUGCCCUAGAAUACAUAGGCACCGUUUUUUAAGUGGAGCCUGCCAGUGAACCGGUGAACAUCAUCUACAGCAGAGACAAACUAGAAGCAAGUUAACACUUAGUGAAGAUAUUAGUUACUUUGCAAGUGCAGAGGCAGCACACUGGAUGCAAGUGAACAUAUGUUUAGAAUGGAGCGAGGAAGGAUAGAGUUGGCGGUGGUGUUCUUGAUAUGGAUGGUGCCUACAGUUAUCGCCAUGGUGCUGGUACACGUGUUCGGCGUGGCGGCAGUCGUCGCUAUGGGAGUGUUUUUCGUUAUUGGAAUUCUCGUUUCGGCCUUCGUGAAAUCCACCGGCAAGUGUCAAAACCUGACAGAGUCUCAGCCUGUCCAAGAGCAGUCUCCGCAGAAUGUUGAAGAGGACUGUCCGCCGUCAUAUGAGGUUGUAACAUCCAAGCCCCCGCCCUACAGCCUCCUCUACGUCAGUGACUCACUCCCGGGGGGCUCGAGGGAGGACGUUGAGUCGGCCUCCAGCUCCGCGCACAUGUUGCCUGACGCUCAACACAAUAAAAAUGUGGAAUUUUGCCAUACUUGGACCGUGACGGAUCCUGAGUCAAGCCCUCCCUCUUACCCCGAGGCUGUCAACUCUUCAUUCGGUGGGAUCCCGCACACUACUUCCAAUACCACGCCUACCUCCACUCUUACAAGUGAAACUACACCCGUUAUUUAUCCCAGUACAUCCACGCUUACUAGUUACUUUACCAGUAGGACAACCACCCCCUCCUCCACAACCACCAUGACUACGUGUCCCUCGUCAACUACUUGUGUGAAGGUGCAUCUGACAGACUGAAGAAAGCACAGGACAAAUAAAACUUCAUCUUCAAGUCAAAUCAUCACACUCACCCAUUCUAGUCAGGGCACACCUACGUUUUUAUCAUGUUUAACACAUAAGUUCACCGAAAAGGCACAUGGCCUUACUUGUACUUUUAAGAUUAUGUCGCAACCUUUUAUUUCUGAAAGUUUAACUGUAAUGUUAUAGUGGGAAGAAUGCGAGUGAUUUCAUGGUACGGAAGGACCAGUAAAUGCACAUCACACAGGUGUUCACAUGACUGUUUCACAUAUUUGUUCACCGUUGCGUCCACGCGCAUAAUUAAGACUAACAAACAAUAGACGCCAACCCGAGUCUUGUGUACUGAAGGUUGCGGAUAUAUAAUCAUAAUAAUCUUCAUACCAGAUCAGACUAGCGUUACCAGUUUCUCUCUCUCUCUUUAUAUAUA